Lathyrus sativus (Indian pea) is the source of this 993-nucleotide messenger RNA. The record is from the annotation of a GenBank genome assembly. NCBI's taxonomy places the organism in Eukaryota, Viridiplantae, Streptophyta, Magnoliopsida, Fabales, Fabaceae.
AUGGGAGUUCCAGAUAAAGAUCCUCUCUCCCAGUUGAGUUUACCUCCUGGUUUCAGAUUCUUCCCUACUGAUGAAGAGCUUCUUGUUCAGUAUCUAUGUCGCAAAGUUGCAGGACACCAUUUUUCUUUGCCAAUUAUUGCUGAAAUUGAUUUAUACAAAUUCGAUCCAUGGGUUCUUCCAGGUAAAGCGAAUUUCGGUGAGAAAGAGUGGUAUUUCUUCAGUCCAAGGGACAGGAAAUAUCCAAAUGGUUCACGACCAAACAGAGUUGCUGGGUCGGGGUACUGGAAAGCCACUGGAACUGACAAAAUCAUCACCACUGAAGGUAGAAAAGUUGGCAUAAAGAAAGCACUUGUUUUCUAUAUUGGUAAAGCACCAAAAGGCACCAAAACUAAUUGGAUUAUGCAUGAGUAUCGCCUUCUUGACGCUUCACGAAAACACAACCUUGGUAGCUCCAAAUUGGAUGAUUGGGUUUUGUGUCGCAUAUACAAGAAGAACUCAAGCUCGCAAAAGGAAGUUCAGUCGUUUUCGAGCAAAGAAUACAGCAAUGGUUCAUCGCCUUCAUCAUCUUCCCAUGUGGACGAUAUGUCGGACUCUUUUCCGGUAAUUGACGACCAGAGCUUUGCGCUUCCGCGGGUGACAUCGCUCAAAAUGCUACAGCAAGAAGAGAAGUUCGGGUUUCAUAACAUGGGCGCUGGAAUUUUCUCUGAUUGGGUUAACCCGACGGAGUUUGACUCGAUACCCGAAUUUGAUUCCGGAAGCCAAACACAGGGGAUGUUGAAUUACAGCUGUAAUGACUUUUGUGUGCCUUCAGCGCCGCCAUUUGGGCAGAUGGACUUCUCGGCGGGAUUUAGGAACCCGGAAGAAGAGGUUCAGAGUGGCAUGAGGACUCACAGGGUUACCGAUAAUGAUAAUUCCAAUUUGUACCAGCAUAAUCCAAAUGUGUUUUUGUCUGGCUUGGGCGACCCGUUUGGGUUUGGGUUUUCGGGUCAUUAA